AUGGUUACAGAAAAUCCUCAACGUCUUACUGUUUUAAGACUCGCUACCAAUAAGGGUCCGCUAGCUCAAAUAUGGCUUGCUUCGAAUAUGUCAAAUAUACCGAGAGGCUCCGUUAUCCAAACUCACAUUGCUGAAUCAGCAAAAGAAAUUGCAAAAGCUUCUGGCUGUGAUGACGAAUCAGGGGAUAAUGAAUACAUAACUCUACGAACAUCAGGGGAAUUACUUCAAGGCAUCGUACGUGUAUAUUCCAAACAGGCCACUUUCCUACUUACGGAUAUAAAAGACACAUUAACAAAAAUUAGCAUGCUAUUUAGAACAAAUCAGAAGAUGAACACCACAGUAAGCAGACUAAAUACUGUCACGAGGGUUCAUCAAUUGAUGCUAGAGGAUGCGGUUACAGAAAGAGAAGUUUUAGUCACACCAGGGCUAGAGUUCUUAGAUGAUACCACCAUACCAGCAGGCUUAAUGGCGCAGGAGAACUCAAUGGAAAGAAAAGUUCAGGGGGCUGCUCCUUGGGAUACCUCACUUGAAGUUGGCAGACGAUUCAGUCCAGAUGAAGAUUUCGAGCAUAAUUUGUCUGGUAUGGACCUUGAUUUUGACAUCGAAGAAGGCCCGAUAACUUCAAAAUCUUGGGAAGAAGGAACAAGACAAAGCUCGCGCAGCUUUGGUGCACACGAAAAUUACAUACAAGAUGAUGAUUUCCCUCUUGAUGAUGCCGGAACUGUUGAUUGGGACCUGGGGAUUACCGAAAAAAAUGGCCAUAACAACGAUGAUGACGAUAACUCUGUUGAACAAGGAAGAAGGCUUGGUGAAUCAAUUAUGUCUGAGGAACCUACAGAUUUUGGAUUUGAUCUGGAUAUAGAAAAAGAAACGCCUAUGGGCGAUAUAGAUAUGGCAGCCGAUGUCAUGACAGAAUCACAACCAAAGCAAAAAAGCACAAGAAGAAACCCAAAGUUACUGAAUACCAGAAACAUCCAAAUCGAUGAGGAAACAGAAAAGUCAGAGAGCUCAGUUUCCUCCAACACAUACAAAGAGGAAGGACCAAACAACUUAUUAAUUUCCCAGUCCGCCAAUUCUACAACUAAAAGAUUAUGGAGUGAAAUGGCUGGAAGUAUGUCUUAUUUACCGGAUUUAAUUCUUAAGAACUUCUUAUCGUAUGACUCCCUAAAGAAAAGAAAAAUUAAAAACAGACCAGAGGGCCCAAUCGAAGAGCCUGAGUUAAACGUAUCGCUUAAUCUUAGCGACGACGUGAUUAGCAACGCGGGAACAAACAACGAAUCAUUCAAUGAACUGACUGAUAACAUGUCGGACUUCGUGCCAAUUGACGCCGACUUGAAUGAGGCUCCUUUUCCUGAAGAUGGUGUUGCAGGAACGAAGACGGGAAGUGAGACCACUACCCAAACUGAAAAGGUUCGUCUUGCUUCCGGUGAGGUCGCUUCUAAGGCUAUUGUUCAAAUGGCGAAGAUUUUAAGGAAAAAACUAACCGAAGAAAAUGAAGUAAUAUUCACAGAUGUACUGAAAAGUCAAGCAGAUACAGAACUAGAAAAUAUUACCAAAAGAGAAGCCAGUAAGGGGUUUUUCGAUAUUUUAUCACUUGCUACAGAAGGAUGUAUUGAUUUGGGUCAAACAGAAACGUUCGGCAAUAUUAAAAUAGACGCCAAACCUGCUUUAUUUGAAAGGUUUAUUCACGCUUGA
This is a messenger RNA of Saccharomyces paradoxus, 1695 nucleotides long. It is a transcript of the gene MCD1, whose product is annotated as kleisin alpha. The record is from RefSeq and is a predicted model, not a curated record. Gene Ontology annotation, molecular function: protein binding; chromatin binding. The coding region runs from base 1 to 1695 and encodes 564 amino acids. Lineage: Eukaryota; Fungi; Ascomycota; Saccharomycetes; Saccharomycetales; Saccharomycetaceae. Gene Ontology annotation, biological process: replication-born double-strand break repair via sister chromatid exchange; synaptonemal complex assembly; mitotic sister chromatid cohesion. The transcript has a single exon. Gene Ontology annotation, cellular component: cohesin complex; synaptonemal complex.